Molecule: messenger RNA, 1458 nt
Organism: Arctia plantaginis
Lineage: Eukaryota; Metazoa; Arthropoda; Insecta; Lepidoptera; Erebidae
Source: the annotation of a GenBank genome assembly
AUGUCGGGAUCAAAGAAAUUGAUACUGCGUGUGCAGUCACCGGAGGGUACAACACGCCUCGAAAUGCAGGACACGGACGUGACGGCACAGUUGUUCGAGCGUGUCUAUGAGAGCCUGCACUUAAACACAUUCGCUUUUGUGCUCCACAAAGACAGACAGCGAAAAGAGGAGAUUACAUCGAGCAAAUCACGUCGGCUGUGCGACUACGGCCUGCAGCACGGAGACAUGUUGUAUUUGAACCCUGUCAAUGGUGCAGUGCUGUUCGAUCAGCCAUCCACAAGUGGCGAUGCCAAUAACAAACCAUUUGGCGAGCCAGUAGUAGCGGGACCUUCUAGCUCAAAUGUUGCUGCAGUCGCUGUUCCUACCACAGUCACACGGCCUAGCAUGCCACAGGAAGAUGAGGUAGACUUGCAGCUGUAUCGCAUGUCUGGUAGCAUUCAGAGACACAGAGAUGAGAAAUUAUGCCGACACAACUCGAAAGGUUGCUGCGUGCACUGCUCACCAAUAGAACCAUGGGACGAAGGCUAUCUAAAAGAACACAAUAUAAAACAUUUGUCAUUCCAUGCAUACCUGCGUAAAAUUACAUCGGGCAAUUUUAUCUCAUUAGAUGAACUCUCCUGCAAAAUCAAACCAGGUUGCUCGGAGCACCCACCCUGGCCACGCGGCAUAUGCUCAAAGUGUCAACCGGGCGCUGUGACUUUAAAUCGUCAGCCCUACCGUCACGUGGACAAUGUCUUAUUUGAGCACCCUGCCAUCGUAGAACGCUUUCUAGCCUACUGGCGCGCCACCGGCCAUCAGCGGAUCGGAUUUCUUUACGGACAGUACGAGAGACAUCCUGAUGUACCACUCGGUAUCCGAGCUCGUGUAGCGUGUAUUUACGAGCCACCGCAGGUUUCAUCGCGGGAUGGCGUUUCGCUCCAACCCGAUCCUCGCGAGUCGCUGUUGACUGCGCUGGUCCAGCGGCUGGGCCUACGCCGCGUGGGUUGGAUCUUUACAGACCUGCUGCCCCUGGAUGUUGCUACUGGCACUGUCAAACACAUACGAGGCGUCGAUACGCAUUUCCUGUCGGCCCAGGAAUGCAUUAUGGCGGGCCACUAUCAGAACCUGCACCCCAACGAGUGUCGCCACGCCUCUUCCGGCUAUUUCGGCUCAAAAUUUGUCACGGUUUGCGUCACAGGCGACAGCAAUCACCAGGUGCACCUGGAGGGCUACCAGGUAUCGGGCCAGUGCCAGGCGCUGGUGCGCGACGAGAUUCUGCUGCCGACGCGCGACGCGCCCGAGCUGGGCUACAUCCGGGACUCGUCCGACGCUCAGUACGUGCCCGAUGUCUACUACAAGGUUAGUGGUAUGAAGUGCUCAGGCGACUGGAGCUGCCAGGUGUUAGCGGUGCUAGAUGCUGGGGAUGAUUUAUUACGAGAUCCGUCUCACACGUUUUUUCAGCCGUGCGGGUUAGGAUGA